AGAGGCUGCCAAUGAGCUCAGGGGGCAGGGCCAGCCCUUAAAGGAGCCGCGACCCGUGAGCAUACCAGAGUGUGACCCGGAUGAUGGCGGCCGGCGCGGCCCUAGCCCUGGCCCUGUGGCUACUACUGCCUCCAGUGGAGGUGGCAGGGGCUGGACCCCCGCCGAUCCAGGACGGCGAGUUCACGUUCCUGUUGCCUGCGGGGAGGAAGCAGUGUUUUUACCAGUCCGCGCCGGCCAACGCAAGCCUAGAGACCGAGUACCAGGUGAUUGGAGGUGCUGGGCUGGACGUGGAUUUCACACUGGAGAGCCCUCAGGGUGUGCUGUUGGUCAGCGAUUCCCGCAAGGCUGAUGGGGUGCACACGGUGGAGCCCACAGAGGCCGGAGACUACAAGCUAUGUUUUGACAACUCCUUCAGCACAAUCUCUGAGAAGCUGGUGUUCUUUGAACUCAUCUUUGACAGCUUGCAAGAUGACGAGGAGGUUGAGGGCUGGGCAGAGGCCGUGGAGCCGGAGGAAAUGCUGGAUGUCAAAAUGGAGGACAUUAAGGAGUCCAUUGAGACCAUGAGGACCCGGCUGGAGCGCAGCAUCCAGAUGUUGACACUGCUGCGGGCCUUUGAGGCUCGCGACCGCAACCUGCAGGAGGGCAAUCUGGAACGGGUCAACUUUUGGUCGGCUAUCAACGUGGCCGUCCUGCUGCUGGUGGCCGUGCUGCAGGUCUGCACGGUCAAGCGCUUCUUCCAGGAUAAGCGCCCCAUGCCCACGUAGCCUCUGCCCCGGAAGGAAGAAGGGGAUAAAGGAGGGAAGGUGGGGCAUGUGCGUGUGGACUUGGGGGUCCCUCCCCAACUUUCCUGUGAGGGGAGGCCCAAGAUGAAGCCUGGUGCUUCUGGGCAGGCAGGGGACACCGCUGGCUUGCAGGCCUUGGUCCUCUGGGAGGGGCAGCUCAGCAGCUGCAUCUAGUUUCCUGGAAGUCGUGCUGGGGGGCACUGCAGUGUUGCAACGUGGGGGACCAUUGGAUUUUCUGGUCCUCCCACCCCACUGUAAAUGUGCCUUAGCCCAAGUCUUCCAGCCUGUGUCAGUGCUGCCCCGCAUGGGAUGAGGCCCGGGAAGCAAACCCUGCUCUUCCCUGCCUGGGCCCCCCGAGCCAGGUUGUGCUGGGAGGGGGCCUGCUGCUUCUUUCAGGGACUGGGAAGGAAACAUGGCUGCAGAGCUGUUGCCAGGAUAGUCGCUUUAUCCGACAGGAAGGGGCCCUGGCCCCUUGGCUCAGUGGGGCCCCAGCUGGCUGUGAGGUCUGGUAACAGAACUCCAGGAGCAGGGGCCUGCAAGACCCUCUGGCCCUCCCCUUCUCCCUGCAGGGGCCCCAGACAGGGCUGAGGGGUGGCCUGCCCAAAGCCUGAGCUGGAGACUCAGAGAACAAAGGGCUGUCUGGCCUGGGCACUGGAGUCAAUAAAUUAUGGAC
Lemur catta (Ring-tailed lemur) is the source of this 1455-nucleotide messenger RNA. It is a transcript of the gene TMED1, whose product is annotated as transmembrane p24 trafficking protein 1. Bases 81 to 764 code for a protein of 227 amino acids. Gene Ontology annotation, cellular component: COPII-coated ER to Golgi transport vesicle; endoplasmic reticulum-Golgi intermediate compartment; Golgi apparatus. The transcript has 4 exons. Gene Ontology annotation, biological process: endoplasmic reticulum to Golgi vesicle-mediated transport; Golgi organization; intracellular protein transport. Lineage: Eukaryota; Metazoa; Chordata; Mammalia; Primates; Lemuridae. The record is from RefSeq and is a predicted model, not a curated record.